Messenger RNA from Paralichthys olivaceus (Japanese flounder), 1887 nucleotides. The record is from RefSeq and is a predicted model, not a curated record. NCBI's taxonomy places the organism in Eukaryota, Metazoa, Chordata, Actinopteri, Pleuronectiformes, Paralichthyidae.
AGGAGGGGCCCGGUUUGUUUUUGUGUGACGGAACCAAAUGUUUUGUUUUUGUAUUCCGGUGAAAAUGGCGUCGAGGAGCUAACACAGAAAGCUACCAGGCUAAUCUCUGCUCAGUGACCUUGCAUCGGCCUACAAGAAGACAAAGCCAUGGGUAAUACGAGCAGUGAGAGGGCGGCGAUGGGCCAGGGAGAGAAGGCUCAGCGGAGGGACAGCAGAGGUGCGAAGGAGGGCGAGAGGCCCAAAAUCCUGAUGGACAGCCCUGAAGAUGCAGAUAUUUUUCAUGGUGAAGAUAUGAAGGCUCCUUUAGAGAAAGAGGAGUUUCUUGCGUGGCAGCAAGACUUAGAAGCAGAAGACAAAGGUCCAACUUUAGACAGACCAACAGUCUUUCGCUGGACUGGAGAUGGCAAAGAGGUCUUUCUCUCUGGGUCCUUUAACAACUGGGCCAACAAGAUACCACUUAUUAGAAGUCAAAACACCUUUGUGGCCAUUGUCGAUCUGCCUGAGGGGGAGCAUCAGUACAAGUUUUAUGUAGAUGGUCAGUGGACCCACGACCCAACUGAGCCGGUUGUAACCAGCCAGCUCGGCACAGUCAACAACAUCAUCCAGGUGAAGAAAACCGACUUUGAGGUGUUUGACGCUCUGAUGGUGGACUCGCAGAAAUGUUCUGACAUGUCAGACCUCUCCAGCUCCCCUCCCGGGCCAUAUCAUCAGGACGCCUAUAUUCCGAAACAGGAAGAGAAGUUCAAGUCUCCGCCCAUUCUCCCUCCGCACCUACUACAGGUCAUCCUCAACAAAGACACUGGGAUUUCUUGUGAUCCUGCUUUACUCCCAGAGCCCAACCAUGUCAUGCUCAACCACCUCUAUGCUCUGUCCAUUAAGGAUGGGGUGAUGGUGCUCAGUGCGACACAUCGCUACAAGAAGAAUUGCAACACCAGUUUCUACAAAGCGAGGCUUGAGAUGAAGAAUUAAGGUUAAUGGAGAAGAUGCCAUAGUUGGAAACAAAUCUUUAAAGAUAGUUGACAGUGACCAAGUGAUGGACGUUGGCUUGAAGAACCACAAAACUGACAAAGGGAACCGCAAGAGGAUCAUGUAACAGACUGGAACUGUUACUGAGCAGUGAGCACUCACACACGUGUUGCUUCAACACUUGUGAGUGGUUCUCUUUAUUUAUUUAUUUCUCGGGGGGAACAAAAGUGGCUUGCCUUUAACAUGUGAUGCUAGCUGUCCAUGCAAUGCUAAAGGGAAGUCACAGGAAAUCGAUUUCACAAGCAGAAGAACCUUCACCAGUUUCAGCUGCUGCCUCCGCCUCCUCUCUCAACUAUCAUUUCGAUGUUUGACGUCAGGAAUGAAAAUGUUUCUGCAUUAAUGUGAUUGGCUAGCGCCUGCUCUUGAUUGGCUGGGGUUAAAAAAAAGUUGAACUUAUCUCAACUUCUACGACACGCAGCUCAGAGCGAAGUGAAACAAAGGUUGAGGUCUGGCACGUGUGAGAGCCGCGUUACUGAGGAGUUUGUGUUGUCGUCAACGUGUUUGUGUUGUUAAUGAUCUGUGUUUGUGUCAUGACUUUUGAAGGACAGAGUUUGAAGCUAAGAUUAUGACUUGAAACAUCAAUGUAUAUAUUUGUCACAUGAUGAUAUGUGGGUUUAACAGCCGUGAACAAAAAGACGACUGCGUGUAUUGCGGGCCAGGAUAGAGGCUGAGGAUCUUCUCAGUAAAGGUCUCUUUGUUUUUUGUUUUUUUUGUCUCUGCUGUUGUCUCAGAAUAUUGAUGCUCGACAUUCAGAUAAAUUGCAGUGUCAUUAAAUUAAAAGUGUUGUUGAGCCUUUGAAUCGUGCUGGUUGCAUGAACACUUUCCAUUUUGAGAGAUAUAUGUAAUAAAGACCCUGUUACA